This is a messenger RNA of Nycticebus coucang (slow loris), 2637 nucleotides long. It is a transcript of the gene VAX1, whose product is annotated as ventral anterior homeobox 1. Bases 19 to 1020 code for a protein of 333 amino acids. NCBI's taxonomy places the organism in Eukaryota, Metazoa, Chordata, Mammalia, Primates, Lorisidae. Gene Ontology annotation, biological process: brain development; central nervous system development; regulation of DNA-templated transcription. The transcript is spliced from 3 exons. The record is from RefSeq and is a predicted model, not a curated record. Gene Ontology annotation, molecular function: DNA-binding transcription factor activity, RNA polymerase II-specific; DNA binding.
UUUUUUUUGUUCUUGCCUAUGUUCGGCAAACCAGACAAAAUGGACGUUCGAUGCCACUCGGACGCCGAGGCUGCCCGGGUCUCGAAGAACCCGCACAAGGAAAGCCGAGAGAGCAAGGGUGCGGAAGGGAGCCUCCCAGCUGCCUUCCUUAAGGAGCCACAGGGCGCCUUCUCCGCGUCCGGAGGUGCGGAAGAUUGUAACAAAACUAAAUCCAAUUCCGCAGCCGACCCGGAUUACUGCCGCCGGAUCCUGGUCCGAGAUGCUAAAGGGUCCAUCCGAGAGAUCAUCCUGCCCAAGGGCCUGGACCUGGAUCGGCCCAAGAGGACGCGCACGUCCUUUACCGCAGAGCAGCUGUACCGGCUGGAGAUGGAGUUCCAGCGCUGCCAGUACGUGGUGGGCCGCGAGAGGACGGAGCUCGCCCGGCAGCUCAACCUCUCCGAGACCCAGGUGAAGGUCUGGUUCCAGAACCGGCGCACCAAGCAGAAGAAGGACCAGGGCAAGGACUCUGAGCUGCGUUCGGUGGUGUCGGAGACCGCGGCCACGUGCAGCGUGCUUCGGCUGCUGGAGCAGGGCCGCCUGCUGUCGCCACCUGGCCUACCCUCCCUGCUGCCGCCGUGCGCCACCGGCGCCCUCGGCUCGGCGCUACGCGGGCCCAGCCUGCCCGCCCUAGGAACCGGUGCCGCCGCGGGCUCCGCCGCCGCCGCCGGCGCCGCCCCGGGCCCUGCAAGCACCACGUCCCCGCACCCUCCGGCUGUGGGCGGCACUCCGGGCCCCGGGCCCGCAGGGCCGGGGGGACUGCACGCAGGCGCGCCGGCCGCAAGCCACGGCCUCUUCAGCCUGCCGGUGCCCUCGCUGCUCGGCUCGGUGGCCAGCCGCCUGUCUUCCGCUCCGUUGACAAUGGCCGGUUCGCUAGCUGGGAAUUUGCAAGAACUCUCUGCCCGAUACCUGAGCUCCUCGGCCUUCGAGCCUUACUCCCGGACCAACAAUAAAGAAGGGGCCGAGAAAAAAACGCUGGACUGAUUUUGAGUGUUCCUUGUAUUUAUAUUUAUAUUAUCUAUUGUGGUGAUAGUCAUGGACUCGCGCGUUAGGUGCCCGGGGCUCCUGCAGCGGGCUCCUGGCUUCCACCAGGCCUUUGACAGCUCUCCUUUCCCAACAGGCUCCGCUACCAGUUUCAUUUGGGCUAAUUUAUUUUCGACUUUUCCUCCGUUUUCCCCUCCCCUGCCCUCAAACUUCCUUCUGAAUCCAGGAGAAAUCCAAAGAAUUGGGGGAAAUGCCGGAGUUAGCCAACCUGAUGCUCCAACCAGUGCCCAGCCCGGGAGAGAAAAAGACUGGUUUCUAAGGCCGAAGCACAGGACUCCUGGUCUAGAUCCGGCCGCUGCUGGUUAUAUUUACGAAUAUUUGAAAGAGAAAAGCUUCACGAAGACCCCAGGGGCUGAAAAACCUUACAGAUUUCUUUAGACCAAAAAGGAGGACGUUUCUUCCUCUUGCCUGAGAAACCAGGGCUUGUGGGAGCCCAUGGGCCCCACUUUGUGGACCUCUCGGGAUAGUUGGUGCACAGACUUCUUCUCGGCAGGACAAAUCCUGCCGGGUUUUCUCCCCUUUAGGGAAACUCCCAUCACAACUACCCUCAACCCCAGGAGACGAUAAACCAAACGUCAUGGUAGGCAACGGUGGUAAUGGAUUUGAUGUAAUCAGCAAUAAAAUAAGAGUAAUUACCAUAUGAAACCAGAUGAAGUGAAACCAGUUUAUUUAAAUACUCGUAAUGAAGGAGUUUGGAAGGGUAAGAAAAUUCAGGAUAGAGAAUGUGCCACAGAGCAACGCAAAAUUCAAGUUCUGAGUAUUGUGACUUUAAACAGGAAUGUAAAGGGGGAAAAGCAAAGGAAAAAGCUAAUGCUGCUAAAGAAAGAAAAUCCAGCCAGUUCUCAGCUCUGGCGGACGGCUUCCAGCUCCCCGGAAGAGCGCGACGCGGCUCUCCCACAGUCGCCCCGAGGGCGGUACUUGGUCCUUCCGUCUCCUGGACUCGGGGCUCCGGGCAGAAAUGCUGAGUUUGGAAAACGAAUCAGCACUCUUUGCUUCCUCUCUCAAGCUCCCGGAUUCACAAAACCCUUCCAGCACGCAGGAAACGCCUGGAUUUCCGAGCAGUUCUCUGCGGAAGGGGAGGUAGGGAAGCCGCCAGGCGGUCCGGCCUCCACUGACCGUAGUCCGGACAGCUCCCUGUGUGAUUGACGGGCAGGUCAUCCCCCCUUCCCGCUCCCCAGUCCCAGGGUUUUAAAGGUCCCAAAUCAGAACCCAGACUGCCUCGCCAGCGCGGCCUCACCUUUUAUCCUGCGCAGCAACGACCGUCAGUCCCUACAGCCGCGGCCACCCGUAUUUUAACCAAAACCACAGAUCCAGACCGAGAGGCGCUGCAGUGUCUAGAAUGUAUUCAUACAUCCUAAGAGAGCGAAAAACAUUUUUAAAAAUAGUAAUUUUAUUGUAAAUUAUUUACGUCGAAGCUUUUUUCCUCUUUUUCUUUCCUUUUUUUUUUUUUAGGCAAAUAGUAAAAAAUAAUAAUAAUGAAUGAUUCAAACGCGGGUAGGUGUCGCUGAAUCCAGGCUACUAACUUUGUCCUGAAUGUUUUGGAUAUUUGGAUGUUUU